GUGUGACGCGUCGAAAUAAUUUUCAAGCAUGCUGAAGUAUACGACGAAGAGCACGAUGUUUCGCGAGAGAAUGGCACGAUGCGGCAAAGACUCUUUCUACACGUACACGAAGCGAAGGUUGCCGAUUUUGUCUUGGCUCAGAACGUACAAGCUCACGUGGCUGCCUCAAGAUGUAUUGGCCGGCUUCACGGUUGGUCUCACCGCUAUUCCGCAAGGUAUCGCUUACGGUAUCGUUGCUGGAUUAAGCCCCGAGUACGGUUUAUACGCCUCUUUCAUGGCAUCCUUCGUCUACAUUAUUUUCGGUUCCUGCAAUAGUAUUACCAUUGGACCAACAGCUAUCAUGGCGACAAUGGUCCGUCCUUUAGUAUUGAAUUACAGCGCGGAUAUGGUUGUGCUACUUUCCUUUUUGAAGGGCUGUAUUAUAGCGUUGCUAGGCUUGUUCCAUUUGGGUUUCCUCCUGGAUUUCAUUUCGUUGCCUGUGAUCACGGGUUUCACAGCGGCAGCUGCCAUCAACAUAGCCGCUUCUCAGUUCAAACCGUUGUUAGGGAUUCCUGGUAGAAGCGAAGAUUUGGUAGAUUCGUUGAUCUCAGUUUUCUCGAAUCUGAAAAAGAUCCGCUAUCAGGACACGUUGCUCGGUACAGCGACGAUAUUGGCUCUAGUCAUAUGCAAGAACUUGCCGGGACGUCGAAGUGGCACUUGGCCACAGAAGAUUGCUUGGAUCGUCGCUCUUGCGCGUAACGCCCUGGUGGUCAUCGUAGGAACUGCCAUGACGUAUAUCUUUUACGUGAACGGGCAGGAACCGUUUCAGUUAACCGGAUCGAUGGGUAAUGGAUUGCCUUCGUUUGGACCGCCACCAUUCACGAUCACCGCCAACAAUAACACGUACAACUUCACUAGUAUAGUGACUGCGAUGGGAACGACUCUUAUCUCCGUUCCAGUUGUAUCUACGAUCGAGCACAUGGCGAUAGCAAAAGCUUUCGCAAUGGGGAAAUCUUUGGACGCCACGCAGGAAAUGUUCGCGCUGGGAUUGUGCAACAUGUUUGGCUCGUUCGUUCGGUCAAUGCCAGUCACGGGUUCUUUCACUCGAACUGCUGUCAAUCAUUCCUCCGGAGUUAAGACCACAUUUGGAGGUCUUUUUACUGGUGCUCUCGUGUUACUUGCAUCUAGUCUCCUUACAUCCACGUUUCGUUUCAUUCCUAAAGCCACUUUGGCCGGCCUUAUUAUAUGCGCUAUGUACUACAUGCUCGACUUUAAAACGUACGGUGUACUAUGGCGUGCCAAGAAGAUCGACUUUUUCUUAAUGCUGAUCACCUUACUGUUCUGCGUGUUUCUGAAACUCGAAUGGGGAAUUAUUAUCGGUAUAAUAUUAAAUCUCGUAGUAUUGUUAUAUUUCUCGGCACGACCGCCUGUCUACACCGAAAUCGAGCAGCUGGAAGAUAAAUCCGUGAUACGGGUUAUGCCCGAGGAAACUGUUACGUUUCCAGCGGCGGAAAAUUUCCGAGCCAAGAUAAUGAAGCUUUCCGAAGAAAAUUCGUGCGAUGUUCUGCUCGACUGCAAAAAUUUGAAGAGGAUCGAUAUCACGGUGGCAAAGAACCUCAAGCUGUUGUCCAACGAUCUGCGGCUUCGUGGACAAACGAUCGUCUGUGUAAAUUGCCACGAUAACGUUGAAGCUGUACUGAAAACCAUUGCUCCGGACCUCCGAAUAAAUUUAUAA
Habropoda laboriosa is the source of this 1714-nucleotide messenger RNA. Its product is annotated as sodium-independent sulfate anion transporter-like. Bases 29 to 1714 code for a protein of 561 amino acids. The transcript has 11 exons. Gene Ontology annotation, cellular component: membrane. Lineage: Eukaryota; Metazoa; Arthropoda; Insecta; Hymenoptera; Apidae. The record is from RefSeq and is a predicted model, not a curated record. Gene Ontology annotation, biological process: transmembrane transport. Gene Ontology annotation, molecular function: sulfate transmembrane transporter activity.